AUGUCAACUGUUAUGGGUCAAGUGAAUAAAGAUCCACUCCGUUUGGUUAUUAUUCUGGCCAACGAUAAAAGCGAAAAAACUUACUGUUAUUUGAGAAAGCUGAGAGUGUUUGUGGAAUGGAUUGCAAAAAAGUUUGCUGAACUAUUUCUCUCAGCUCGCGAGGAUUUUGAGUUCCGUGGGUUUGAAGUAGUAACUUAUUCCUGUACUAUUGCUGAAUUUCGAAAACAACUUCUUUCAUUGGAACGUAACAAACCCGAUAUAUUCUUGAACGUUCUUGUUGGCAAGUUCUCUCAUUUCAUUUCAUCAAACAGAAACUUCCUGAACUACUUUCUGGUUCCCGAUAGAUUCAUAAAAAGUCUACCGGCUGAUUUGGAGAAUGAAGUUGAGUGGUCCAACAAAAUGAGGUGUAAUUUGAGUGAGCUGUUGUCUCAUUUGAUCCAUGAAAUUUGUCAUUCUCUUGGCGGUUUUCAUGCAGAAGAAGGAAUCAUGGGGAGACAUUUUGAUUUGCUCUCUGAUGAUGACACAAAAUUGGGUGAAAUCAAAUUCAUCAAGUUCAUAGACAAAAAGACAAUGACUAUCAUAUGCGAAAGUAUGUCAAUUAUCACUACUCUCCGUCCACAACGAAAUCUGACAUUUAAUGAAGGAGAGCUGACAUAUUACACAGAUCAAAGCAUCGCUGCUGUAUUCUUCGUAAACGAAAAUCGAUACACAAGCUCGUAUAAAGAAUUUACAUACUUGGACGCAAUGAAAACAUAUACUGAGAAAGUUCCGGAAACUUGGGAUGGAUUUGUUGUCAUUCAUUUCUGCGGCCAUAUUAUUUACUACUCAAAAGCGGAUGUGACAACUACCAGAAGAUGCACCAAGAAGAUGGAAUUCUGA
This is a messenger RNA of Caenorhabditis remanei, 879 nucleotides long. RefSeq lists its product as uncharacterized. The transcript is spliced from 6 exons. The record is from RefSeq and is a predicted model, not a curated record. Lineage: Eukaryota; Metazoa; Nematoda; Chromadorea; Rhabditida; Rhabditidae. The coding region runs from base 1 to 879 and encodes 292 amino acids.